This is a messenger RNA of Dinoponera quadriceps, 579 nucleotides long. It is a transcript of the gene SmD2, whose product is annotated as probable small nuclear ribonucleoprotein Sm D2. Lineage: Eukaryota; Metazoa; Arthropoda; Insecta; Hymenoptera; Formicidae. Gene Ontology annotation, cellular component: precatalytic spliceosome; U5 snRNP; U2 snRNP. The transcript is spliced from 3 exons. Gene Ontology annotation, biological process: spliceosomal snRNP assembly; RNA splicing. Gene Ontology annotation, molecular function: RNA binding. The coding region runs from base 106 to 468 and encodes 120 amino acids. The record is from RefSeq and is a predicted model, not a curated record.
AGCGUCUGCAGCACUUGACAGAAGCGGCAAGUGAAGAGUUACUCGUGAUCGUUCUUUCUCCCUCUCUCUCUUUGUGUAAUAUUAUUAGGAAAUUAUUAUUGCAAAAUGUCUUCUCUCACGAAACCGAAGUCUGAGAUGACGCCGGAGGAGUUAGCGAAGAGAGAAGAAGAGGAAUUCAACACCGGGCCUCUCUCAGUUCUCACGCAGUCCGUGAAGAACAACACACAGGUCCUGAUCAAUUGCAGGAACAACAAGAAGCUCUUGGGACGUGUCAAGGCAUUUGACAGGCACUGCAAUAUGGUAUUGGAAAAUGUAAAAGAGAUGUGGACAGAACUUCCACGCACGGGAAAAGGCAAAAAAAAGGCAAAACCAGUAAACAAAGACAGAUUUAUCCCAAAGAUGUUCCUGCGUGGGGAUUCCGUCAUCCUGGUCUUAAGGAAUCCACUAGCGACUGCGGCAGGAAAGUAAUCACUUAAGGCUCUUCUAUAUCGAAUAAAUUAAGGAUAACUUUAAAGCGCUAUGAGACUAAGGUUAUAUUGAUAAUUAACGCUAUGCUUGAAAUAAAGAUUUUAAGUACAA